AUGAGGGAUAUUCUGGGACGACCAUUGUUCAAAUUCUUCCGUUCAUCAACAACGACCACUGCGCCAUCAUCCUCCUCCACUGAGUACCAUCAAUUAAAGGAGGACAAAGACGAUGAAAGAAAACAGCAGCAAAUUAUUCAAAACACAUCCCUGAACCGACACACUGAUCCCAUACGCAUACCUAAACCCAGAAAGGAAAAAACUUCAAAUGAUUAUACCUUCUGUGAAGGAUCUUAUGAUAAUGAAUACAUGCUAGUGGAUAUCAACCAAAGGUUAUGCAAGAGCGUUGAUAUGGAAAAACGUCCUCAUGAAGGAAACAUUGAUCAACUAGAUCGAGUACCAGUUGAUUUUUCCGCCCCAUCAGGUCCAACAAUUAUAACUGAUCCGGAAGAAGUUGAGGAGAUAUUAAAGUGCGGCGAAUCUAGGGCGAUUUAUAAGGUCCAUUCCAAAAUUUACGGCCUUGCAUCUUAUUCCGUCUAUCGCGCUGAACGUUGGUUCCAUCACAGUGCUGAUAAGAGUAAAGUGGAGCGAAUGUUGCAAAGGACUGGAGGAGAGGAUGGCUCUUUUUUGGUACGCGUCAAUCAGCGGAACUGCUUGAUACUCACCAUGUGUCAUCACCAAAAGAUUUAUAACAUUUAUAUCAAUGUUAAAGUUGAAGGACAUAAAACAACAUUUUUCAUUGAAACACUUCAUCAAUUUCCCAAUCUGAUAGACUUGAUUAAGUAUUAUGCUGAUCAUCAAGGACUAUUGCUACCAUGUAAACUCACUAGAGGAGUCGCGCUUAGAUGGCCUGAUUGCACAAAGCGAGGUAUAACAAAUCGACUGUGUGUUGAGGAAGAUUAUUAA
Molecule: messenger RNA, 846 nt
Organism: Brugia malayi
Lineage: Eukaryota; Metazoa; Nematoda; Chromadorea; Rhabditida; Onchocercidae
Exons: 7
Coding region: 1-846 (281 amino acids)
Source: RefSeq, a predicted model, not a curated record